AUGAAGGCAGCCAUAUUAAGCUUCCUUCUCAGGAGAAACUCUACAGUUGCUCCGUCGUCAUCGUAUGUGUUGCGCCGUGGCUUCUCGUCAGAGUUGGUGCCGGAGCGGAAAGUCGCCAUUCUUGGAGCCGCCGGAGGGAUUGGCCAGCCGCUUUCUUUGCUCAUGAAGCUGAACCCGCUCGUCUCUAACUUGGCCCUGUACGACAUUGCCGGCACCCCCGGUGUCGCCGCUGACGUCAGCCACAUUAACACCAGAUCUGAGGUGACUGGAUAUAUGGGAGAUGACCAGCUAAAACAGGCUCUGGAGGGAUCUGAUGUUGUCAUCAUUCCUGCUGGUGUUCCCAGGAAGCCUGGCAUGACACGAGAUGACCUCUUUAACAUUAAUGCUGGCAUCGUCAAAGCUCUCUGCACCGCCAUCGGCAAGUAUUGCCCAAAUGCACUAGUCACUAUGAUUAGCAACCCUGUGAACUCCACUGUCCCAAUUGCAGCUGAGGUCCUCAAGGGACUAGGAGUAUAUGAUGAGAAGAAAUUGUUGGGCGUGACCACACUUGAUGUGGUUAGGGCCAAGACAUUCUAUGCGGGCAAGGCCAAAGUCAAUGUGGCAGAUGUCAAUGUACCUGUUGUUGGUGGUCAUGCAGGCAUAACAAUUCUUCCAUUAUUUUCACAGGCCACACCAAAAGCCAAUAUAUCUGAUGAAGACAUUAAAGCUCUCACGAAACGAACACAAGAUGGCGGAACAGAAGUUGUUGAAGCUAAGGCAGGAAAGGGAUCAGCUACACUCUCAAUGGCCUAUGCGGGAGCCAUAUUUGCCGAUGCUUGCUUGAAGGGACUUAAUGGGGUCCCAGAUGUUGUGGAAUGUUCUUUCGUGCAGUCAACUGUCACCGAGUUACCUUUCUUUGCAUCCAAGGUGAAACUAGGGAAGAAUGGUGUGGAGGAAGUCCUAGGUUUGGGUCUGCUGUCUGACUUCGAGCAGCAAGGCCUUGAAGCUCUCAAGCCGGAGCUGAAAUCCUCCAUUGAAAAGGGAAUCAAGUUUGCCCAACAUAGUUAA
Fraxinus pennsylvanica is the source of this 1047-nucleotide messenger RNA. The record is from the annotation of a GenBank genome assembly. Lineage: Eukaryota; Viridiplantae; Streptophyta; Magnoliopsida; Lamiales; Oleaceae.